Molecule: messenger RNA, 2646 nt
Organism: Penicillium maclennaniae
Lineage: Eukaryota; Fungi; Ascomycota; Eurotiomycetes; Eurotiales; Aspergillaceae
Product: mediator of RNA polymerase II transcription subunit 12
Exons: 2
Coding region: 1-2646 (881 amino acids)
Biological process (GO): regulation of transcription by RNA polymerase II
Cellular component (GO): mediator complex
Molecular function (GO): transcription coregulator activity
Source: RefSeq, a predicted model, not a curated record
AUGAUACCCCAUUCCUCUGCCGGCGGCCAAUCAUGGGGCCAUCAGAUGCGAUCAUUCAGUGGUGGCCCCGGACGGAUUGAUAUGGCCCAGGUGUCGGGCCAGUAUGAUCCUCUCUUGGACAACUCCCAGCCGCCUCUGUCGCACCCCCAGCCGCCACCUCAGACUCGUCAGCCGGCUGUCGUCGAUCUAACCGGCGGACUCGAGUCGCACGGAGAACCGCCGCCGAAACGACCGAAACUCGAUGUAUCAGGAAGUUCGAUUGUGGGGGACACACCGACAGUGAACAGUGCCGAGGCAAGGAGUACUCCAGGAAGCGCGGGUUCGCGACCUCCGCUCUCCUGGCGCGGCCGCCCGCUGUGGUCUUUCCAGGCCGUCAUGUCGGAGAUCCCGGGCAGCGAUAAUCGAGGUGAGAACGCGAAGGGAACUAGAAAUUCGUCGCCCCCUCCGUUCCCUAUCCCGGCCUGGAGUAGCGCCCCGUCCGAUCGUCAAGACCCGGGGUCCCAAUCCAGGGACAGCUCUCCGGAAAAGAAGGUCUCGACAAUACCAUACCGCAUCGAAACUCCUUCGGUGGCUCCAAAGCUGAAUGGCGAGAAAGCUGCCGAUUUCACUCCUUGGACUGGUAACCACCCCGAAGACAUUCUGAACGAACAAACUGCGAAACAAGGUUAUUAUGACCGUACGCAAGUCUCUCAGAAUGAAUCUAACACCGCGCGACCUGCAUUAUACGGACAAUUAAAGCACCGCACGAGUCUGCAUGUGCUUUCCUCCGUCUUUGCCGCUGCCUUGGAGAAACGACAAAACCACAACACAAUCCAUGCGCCCUCUACUUUCAAGCCGCCGCCACGAGUCACGCUCACCGAUAAUAAACGAGAGGGUUGGCUUCGAGACCUUGCCAACCCAUCUGUACCGUUACGCAAGCUGAGCCGAACCAUCCCCCACGGUAUCCGAGGCAAAGUUCUUUUAGAUCAGUGUUUGGGCAAAUGGAUUCCUGUGGCAAGAGCAGUGUGGCUUGCAAAAUGUGUGGGUGCCAAUGAGAUUCGUGCGUUCAAACGGAAAGGAACGAGUGGUGCUUUGGCCGUGGGCUUGGAAGCCAAGUGGGUUCGAGACUGGACAACGAACGUUCACCAAUUCAUUGAGGGAGUUUUCAGUUCACCCAAAUCUACGGAUUGGAAAGCCCGGAUGACCUAUGCAAUUGGCCUGACUGCCCGUCUGUUUUUUGAGAAUCUGCUGGACCACGAUCAUUUCAUUGAAUGGUUCUUGUCAUCCUUCGAGGCAGCGUCUCUUGUGACCGUCCCUGUCUGGCUCUUGAUGCUGGGUAUAUACUGGAUCAACAUCAUGCGGUAUAGGCGCAGAGGUCGGCGCUUGGCCGAAAUUUUGCUCGCAAAGCUGCGUCUGUGCACCGAAGCCAAGUUGGAGACUCUGCAGCCUCUGGUUGAUCGGCUGUGUUGUUUUAUCAAAAAGCUUGUCCAUGAACAUACAUCAUCUAUGAUUUUGCCAAAUACCUGGGAGAUGUACAAGAACCAGGUCUCAUCAUGCCUCGAUCUCUCCCACAAGGUCGACCGAGCUCUGUUUCAGAGCAUCGCGGAACGCAAUGCGCGUGUCCAGCGACCUCGGAACCCCAAACAAGCUAAACACCGCUCCCCUCAGCAACGCAUCAUUCGUCUUCUCGAUUCUAUCCGCUCGGCACAAGACAUCCCGGCCGCUUCAGCAGCCUGUCUGGAUGCGGUCGGCGACGGGCGAAGUUUGGUUUCCAAGCUGUUGCAGUGGCUUGCGACUCCAUUCCGUCACGGCAUCUGUCGAGUCUAUGUUGGUGCUCGUCUGCUCCGGAAGUGGAAAUCGUGCGGCGUAGAUGUGGACGAGCAUGUACUUUCCUUCCUCACUCAUUUUCGAGAUACCAAGAAACUGGAUAUGGAAAAUGUUUACCAUGUGAUCUCUGAGCUUGUCAGGUCACAGACAUUCUCGGUUGGUCGAUACUUGCAGUGGCUCAUGGCAAAGGGUGCCACGAGCUAUUCUUCAAGCAAAGGGCAAUCCGCGCGCGACCUGCCCUAUGACGUUGGAUUGAUCGCCGAACUGCCCAUCAGUCGUCUCCCAGAACACGUUGGAAAUCUGCGCAGCACGUUGCUGGCUCGCACUGGUCUUUCUGUAUCGGAUGAGACUGCAAUGCUUGCAGAUGUCAAGAAUCUUAUCAGCGAGCGCCUUCCGGAAAUCUUUGAUGUGGAGAUGCAUGAUGACUUGUCGCUCAGGUCCUUGCCAGUAGACUUGACCUGGGCCGUAAAGGGGCAAAUCGGCCAAUGGCUCCGACGCGGGGUUGCUGAACAUACUCGCGAGACGCCGCCUAUCCAAGCUAGUCUCCCAGGGGAUGAUUUCAUAUCGGUGUCUGCACUGACGCCGGAAGAGUUCUACAGCGUCCGCGACAUUCUAGAGACAUUUGGUGACAUCUCCAUACUGGCAGACGUGUUGAAGUGUGCCUCAAGUUCCCAUGACAGUACUGUUCUCGCGUCUGUUGCCGAUACCACAAACUUUCAUUUUGACUCUCUGUCCGUCAUUGGUGCUACUGCCGACCUGUUUCGCAAGUUGGUCGAUGCUUAUGCGGCCCUGAAGCGUUUCGGCGCACCCAGUCUGAGACCUCAUGUUUUCAUUGAUUGA